Rana temporaria (common frog) is the source of this 1645-nucleotide messenger RNA. RefSeq names its product probable N-acetyltransferase camello. The transcript is spliced from 2 exons. The record is from RefSeq and is a predicted model, not a curated record. The coding region runs from base 130 to 789 and encodes 219 amino acids. Lineage: Eukaryota; Metazoa; Chordata; Amphibia; Anura; Ranidae. Gene Ontology annotation, molecular function: N-acetyltransferase activity.
UCACACGGCGGAGGGUUGUGGGUAGAAGACGCACAGGAUUCUGGGAGACACAGGCUCAGUAUGAUCUAGGAGGAGAAGAGACUGCAGACGCUGAGAGAGGAUCGGCUGGGUUGGCGCGUUGAGGGGGCCAUGGCCGAAUUCACCAUCCGAGUGUAUAAGAACAAAGACUACAAUGCGGUCCGGAUGUUGUUUGCCGAGGGGAUGCUGGAGCACAUUCCGGCCACUUGCGCCCACUUGUUGAAGCUCCCCCGCUCCCAGUUCAUCCUCUUCAUCUCCUUCAUCAGCCUCCUUUUAGUCUCCAAGUCCUACUUGCUCUCUCUCAUCAGCCUGGCUGUUGUGUUCAUGGGCGGCCGCCGCCUGCUGACCAAAGAGUUUCACCAGUACGUCAACCAGUGCCAACGAGAAGACUUGCUGGACAUCGAGGAGUCUUACAUGGCCAGCAACAACUCCUGCUUCUGGGUGGCGGAGUCCGACGGCCGAGUUGUUGGGAUGGUCGGCGCCCAGUCCGCCCCUCGUUCUAGCGAAGUCAUGCUGCUCAAACGUCUGUCGGUGGCCAAAGACCAGAGGCACAAGGGCAUCGCCAAAGCCCUGUGCGUAAAGGUCAUUGACUUUGCUCGCCAACGGGGGUACCAAAGAGUGACACUGGAGACCUCUAUGAUACAACUUGCGGCUCACAAAUUAUACGAAACCAUGGGAUUCCAGAAGACCGACGACAAGGUCCUCCCGUCACUGUUUGGAAGAUUUGCCAACUUCUCCAUCCUGACUUUUGAAUAUCCAAUCAAAGAAUAAUACGCCGAGGUGAAGACGGAUAGAGGACUGCCUUCUCUCGGAGGAUUUAUUUAGCACUAUUAAGGUUAUUUUUACAAAAAAAGAAGGAAUGAGCAUGAGAUUAAAUUCUAAAAAUGUAUUUUGGAACCAUGUGAAGUUUUCUAAAACUUUUAUCACUGUAGCCAAUAAAUGAUUGCUGCUUGUUUUGUGUUACUGUGAAACAUGUCUGUAGGCCAGGAUUUAGGGGUAUCUAAAACGAUAUGAGUUGUGGAUAGAGUGUGGAAGUGAUAGAACCUUGGGAGCACAGACCUAACUAGAACUUAUAGGGCCCCAAUGCGAGAAGCCAUGAAAGGUCCCCUUUUCCCUCAGUCCUGGGGCCCUUUCCUCUGAGCCCGGGCCCUUUCCUCUGAGCCCAGGGGCCUUUCCUCUGAGCCCGGGGCCCUUUCCUCUAAGCCCGGGGCCCUUUCCUCUGAGUCCGGUCCCGUUCCUCUGGGCCCUUUCCUUUGAGCCUGUGGGCCCUUUCCUCUGGGCAUGUGGGCCCUUUCCUCUGAGCCUGUGGGCCCUUUCCUCUGAGCCUGUGGGCCCUUUCCUCUGAGCCUGUGGGCCCUUUCCUCUGAGCCCGGGGCUCUCUCUCUCUGUUACUGUGAAACACGUCUGUAGGCCAAGAUUUAGGUGUAUCUAAAACUAUAUGAGUUGUGGAUAGAGUGUGGAAUGUUGGGAGCAAAGGCGUCACUAGAACCUUUAGCCCUGAUGCAAGAAGCCAUGAAAGGGCCCCAUUUUACAUUAGUCCUGGGGCCCUGUCCUCUGAGCCAGCAUGUCUGUAGGCCAGAAUUUAGGUGUAUCUAAAACUAUAUGAGUUGUGGAUAGAGUGUGGAAG